This is a messenger RNA of Sphenostylis stenocarpa, 762 nucleotides long. Lineage: Eukaryota; Viridiplantae; Streptophyta; Magnoliopsida; Fabales; Fabaceae. The record is from the annotation of a GenBank genome assembly.
AUGUGCUACCUAGCACACAAGGGAUUCUUUGAGAUAGUAAGAGUCCAUGACAACAAAGAAGAACAGGAAGCAUAUGCUCUAACUGCUGCGUCAGAGCUUCUUGUCAAAGGCAGUGACCUUUGUCUAGUACCAAUGGUAGAGUGCAAUCUUGCCCCUGAUUUUUUAUGUGUGUGGCCUCAGUUAAAGAAGUGGACUUGUGAGGAUAAUCUCACCCUAUUUGAUGUCUCCAUAGGAUCAAAUUUGUGGGAACUUCUCGGUAACCCUGCAUAUAACAAGUUAUUCAAUGUCGCAAUGGCUAGUGAUUCUCAGAUGAUGAACAUGGCGUUGAGAGGUUGCAAUUGGGUGUUUGAAGGAGUGGAGUCCAUUGUGGAUGUUGGUGGUGGAACCGGAAUUACAGCUAAGACUAUCUGUGAGGCAUUUCCUAACAUGAAAUGCAUCGUCUUGGAUCUUCCUCGUGUUGUAGAAAACAUGGCAGAAAGCAACAAUUUGACAUAUGUUGGUGGGGACAUGUUUAAAUCUAUUCCCAAGGCUGAUGCAGUUCUUCUUAAGUGGAUUUUACAUAACUGGAAUGACAAGGAUUGUAAGAAGAUAUUAGAAAAUUGUAAAGAAGCAAUUUCUGAUAAAGGUAAAAAGGGAAAAGUAAUUGUGAUAGAUGUUGUGAUUAACGAAAACGAAGGUGAGCACGAACUUACUGGACUGAAACUCCUCCUGGACGUAACCAUGGCUUGUCUUAUGAAUGGAAAAGAGAGAAAGAGAAGAUGA